CGUUUUAGAAAUUAAUUUUUUAUAAGCACUUUUACGAGAAGAAACUCCUACAUAUUUGAUUUGAGGAGUUUGAUGUUUAAAAUCUUUGUGAUUUUCUUGCCGUCAGUUUCUUCCGAAAUCACAAUCGCUAUAAUCCACUGAGACAUUCAUGGUGCGUUUUCAAGAUGCCAAAUAUAUGAGCUUUUGAAAGGUCUCUUGGCAAGAAGUAUUCCUCACACUCCACUGUUUGGUCCAAACUAUGACCAGUCAUAAUCUUGGCCAGAAACGUUUUUUUGUAACUCCGCCUGAGAAGGGUGUUUUUCCCCUUGAUCAUGAAGCUCAGUGCAAGCGUGCCAUGCUGCAGUACAUGAUCUGCCUGCAGAAAAAUGAUAACAGCGGCUCAGCUUGCCGUGUGGAAUCCAAAGAAUAUUUAGAGUGCCGGAUGAAGAAUAAUUUAAUGGCAGAGGAAAGUUGGUCAUUUCUGGGUUUCAGUGAUCUUGAAGAGAAGAGUAAAUCAUCUUAAUUCGGUAGUCAGUCAUUUACUUUACUCCAUCACAGUCGUUUCACCUCUAUUAUUCUCAUAUACCCAUGCCAUGGAAAAGAAAA
Messenger RNA from Bemisia tabaci, 585 nucleotides. Its product is annotated as cytochrome c oxidase assembly protein COX19. Gene Ontology annotation, cellular component: mitochondrial intermembrane space. Gene Ontology annotation, biological process: mitochondrial respiratory chain complex IV assembly. Lineage: Eukaryota; Metazoa; Arthropoda; Insecta; Hemiptera; Aleyrodidae. The record is from RefSeq and is a predicted model, not a curated record.